UUGUACACAGUGUCCAAUUUAUGACUAUCCACCCACUAAGCCUCUCCCAGUCUCACAUUCACUUUCACAACCUUAACAACAAACUGAAAACAACACAGAACAAUGUCCCAACCCAGAUUCAUUGUCAUGGCUUUCCCACGUUUGGCACUUGUUCUUCUGCUUCACACCCUUCUCCCAAUCUGCAAUGGCCUAUUAGUUGUGGACCUCAAUUUGAGUGAAACUGCUGUGAUGACCAAAAGGGUUUGCACCAAAAGCAUUGGAGAGUGUUUGGCAGAGCCAGAAAUGGACUCAGAGAGCAAUAGGAGAGUUCUGGAAGGUGUGCAGCACAUAAAGUACAUUAGCUAUGAGACACUCAAGAGGGACAUGGUUCCAUGUGAUAGAGCAGGAGCUUCUUACUACAAUUGUCAUGCAAGACCAGCAAAUCCUUAUAAUAGGGGCUGUGAGGUCAUUACUGGAUGUGCAAGAGGUGUUCAAGGCAUCAAAACUUGAUACAGUUAUGGUCAAUUGAAUGGAUGAAGGAAGCUAGGAAAGUGUCCCAAGUGGCUGUAUCAUGUAUGUUAUUAUUCUUAAUUUCCUUUUCCAUCUAAUCCUGUUUGUUUCAUUUAUGAGCUUUCCUGUGUAGUUAUUAUGGUCAUUGUUUUUAUACUUUUCAAAUGCUUUUUAUUUAGUACUUUCCUUGUAACAUAUGGUAUGACUAGCUUGAUAAUGAAAAUAUCUAGCUUUUGUUCUUGAGAACAUA
Glycine soja is the source of this 739-nucleotide messenger RNA. RefSeq names its product protein RALF-like 24. The transcript has a single exon. The record is from RefSeq and is a predicted model, not a curated record. Bases 103 to 489 code for a protein of 128 amino acids. Lineage: Eukaryota; Viridiplantae; Streptophyta; Magnoliopsida; Fabales; Fabaceae.